AAAAGUCACAGCGCUAUGGAUAACCUCCAGAAGAGGAAUCUCACUUUUUUUACCAUUGGACUAAUAUUUAUGCUCAGCGGCAUCGAGUACGCUGUCAUUCUGCCCACAAUAUGGCGGUAUCUCCAGAUCCUAGAGGCGCCUCCAUAUUUCUUGGGUCUGGGUCUCUCUGCUUUCAGUCUAAGCGGGCUUCUCACUGGACCGCUGUUUGGCUGCUGGUCAGACCUUAGCAGAACCACCAAGCCCAUGAUUCUUUUUGCCAAUCUUUUUGAGAUUGCUGGUAACUUCAUGUAUUUUAUUGGCUAUUCCAAGUGGCUCUUAGUAUGCAGUCGUCUUGUGACAGGUGUCGGUGCAGGAGCGGGAUCCUCAAUCUUCGGUUUCCUGACUAAGAGCACCCGGUCAGAAGAACGAGCAGGUGUCUUUGCGGCCAUCAUGGCCUGUCGACAAGCUGGUCUACUUGUGGGGCCAGCAUUCAACCUGUUUUUGCGACUGUGUGAUUUCAAACUUGGACCUUUUGUUGUCAACAAGUUUACAUCUCCUGGGAUCUUCAUGUGCUUGUUGUGGUUGCUGCUCCAGUUUGUGGUCCUGGCAAUGUACUGGGAUUUACCGGCCGUCGAGACCACAGAGGGGCCGGUCCCGAUGAUGGACUUGAAACUGGAGGAAGACGAGGAGGAUGAAGACGAGCCACUGAUUGGUCCGGAUGAUGGUAUGCGGGUGCACACUUACAAAGCUGUCAACUGCAACCAGUUAGAGUCCUCCACGUCCUAUGAAAUGAAGACCCUCCACGAGGCCUCCUCAAUUGGAUCCAAAGCGUUUGCUAACUUCAGCAUGAGUGGAGAGUUCCUGAGGGAGGAGGUGAUUGUUCUUCUCACGGCUCAGUUCAUCACUCUCUUCAAUCAGACUGCGCUGGAGACCAUGGUGACGCCUCUGACGCAGCGCUACUUUAGCUUUGACGAGCUGGGCAACAGUGUGAUGUACAGCCUGUGCGGGGUGGAAGUCAUCCUGGGCUUCCUCUUUGUUCGCUGGCUGAGCGGCAAGGUGGCCGACCGUGCAGUGCUGGCCGUGGGCCUGGUCAUCUGUUGCACCGCCUGUAUCUGGUGCCUCUUGUUCCUCUGCAACCUCCGAGGCAGCUAUGAGUGGAAGCUGUCGGUCUUCAUCGUUGGGGUCUUCCUGCAGCUGUUGGGGCUCCCGUUUGUGGCCGUGUCUCAGGUGUCUCUCUUCUCCAAAGUCACAGCGGAGAAAACACAAGGGUUUAGCCAAGGUGUAAGACGAUCCGUCGGGGGCCUCGCAACCAUCUUGGGUCCUUUGUGGGCAGGAGGCUUGACCAAUCAUUUGUACAUAAUGAUCGGCAUGAUGUUGGCUCUCCUCUUGAUGGUCGCAGUUAUGACGGCGUUGUCAUACAGCCGCCUGACUCAAAGUAGAGCUGCAGGGAGUGCGGGGAGCCCCGACAAGGGGGGAUGGACGGAAAGAGCCGGAAAGGCUCCAUACAGGGGGUAGACCCCUUCAUCUCAAAGAAG
This is a messenger RNA of Syngnathoides biaculeatus (alligator pipefish), 1514 nucleotides long. It is a transcript of the gene mfsd8l2, whose product is annotated as major facilitator superfamily domain containing 8-like 2. Bases 16 to 1494 code for a protein of 492 amino acids. Gene Ontology annotation, biological process: transmembrane transport. The transcript is spliced from 11 exons. Gene Ontology annotation, molecular function: transmembrane transporter activity. The record is from RefSeq and is a predicted model, not a curated record. NCBI's taxonomy places the organism in Eukaryota, Metazoa, Chordata, Actinopteri, Syngnathiformes, Syngnathidae.